Onychostruthus taczanowskii (white-rumped snowfinch) is the source of this 1562-nucleotide messenger RNA. RefSeq names its product trichohyalin-like. Gene Ontology annotation, biological process: protein dephosphorylation. Lineage: Eukaryota; Metazoa; Chordata; Aves; Passeriformes; Passeridae. Gene Ontology annotation, molecular function: polynucleotide 5'-phosphatase activity; protein tyrosine/serine/threonine phosphatase activity. Bases 30 to 1562 code for a protein of 510 amino acids. The record is from RefSeq and is a predicted model, not a curated record. The transcript is spliced from 11 exons.
UCACGCGCGGGCGCCACGGCGUCACCAUCAUGGCGCGCAGAGGGGCCUGCCGCGUCCCGGCUCGGUGGACAGCCUACACCCCGCUGGGCCGCAGGAUGCCGGGCACGCGCUUCGUGGCCUUCAAGGUGCCCCUGAAGAAGUGCUUUGAGCAGAACCUUCUGCCACGGCAGAGAUUUUCCCCUCACGACCUCAUCAGGAAGGUGCAGGAGAGGAAGGAGGAGCUGGGGCUGAUCAUCGACCUCACCUACACCACGCGCUACUACGGCCCCGAGGAGCUGCCCCCCACGCUGUGCUAUUCGAAGAUCCUGACCAUGGGCCACGAGAUCCCCAGCACAAAAACCUUCCUGAAGUUCAGCUGCCUGGUGAGAGACUUCCUGAUGGCCAACAAAGACAACGAUAAACUCAUCGGGGUGCACUGCACACAUGGCCUGAACAGGACUGGCUACCUGGUCUGCAGGUACCUGAUUGAUGUUGAAGGCAUGGAGCCAAAUGCUGCCAUAGAGUUGUUCAACACAUCCCGAGGGCACCGCAUGGAGAGAGCCAACUACAUCAAGGACCUGCAGGGGAGAGCCCAGAGCUGUGAGCUGAAGAAUCCGGGCUCAGAUCCCAGGAAGAAGGGCAGUGGCCCAGGCAAGCCCCAGGAGCACCCCCAGCCCCCCCUGGCAGUGCCCAGGAGCAGCAGCAGUGCCAGGCAGAGGCAGGGACAGCAGAAAAAGCUGGAGCAUCAGGAGCAGAAUCAUCUGGAGACAGAGCAUCUGGAACAGAGGAAACACAAAAAGCUGGAGCAUCAGGAGCAGAGGAAGAAGAAAAAGCAGAAUCCUCUGGAGACAGAACAUCUGGAGGAAAGGAAGCAGAAGAAGCAGAGGCAGCAGGAUGAUGUGGAGAUGGAGCAGCUGGAGCAGAGGCAGCAGAAAAAGCUGGAACAUCAGGAGAAGAAUCAUCUGGAGACAGAGCAUCUGGAACAGAGGAAACACAAAAAGCUGGAACAUCAGGAGCAGAAUCAUCUAGAGAUGGAGCAUCUGGAGCAGAAGAAGCAGAAGAAGCUGAAAUAUCUGGAGCAGAAUCAUCUGGAGCAGAGGAAGCAGAAAAAGCAGAAUCAUCAGGAACAGAAUCAGCUGGAGCAGAGGAAGCAGGAAAAGUUUGAGCAGAGGAAGCAGAAAAAACUGGAGCAUCUGGAGCAGGAACAUCUGGAAAUGGAGCACCAGGAGCAGAGGAAGCAGAAAAAGCUGAAACAUCUGGAGCAGAAUCAUCUGGAGCAGAAGAAGCAGAAAAAAAUGGAACAUCUGGAGCAGAAGAAGCAGAAAAAGCAGAAUCAUCUGGAGGAGAGGAAGCAGAAGAAACAGGAACAUCUGGAGCAGGAAAAGCAGAAUCAUCUGGAAAUGGAACAUCAGGAAGAGAAAAAACAGAAGAAACAGAAACAUCUGGAGAUGGAACAUCAGGAAGAGAAAAAACAGAAGAAACAGAAACAUCUGGAGAUGGAACAUCAGGAAGAGAAAAAACAGAAGAAACAGAAACAUCUGGAGAUGGAACAUCAGGAGCAGAGGAAAAUCAUGUGGAAAUAG